Molecule: messenger RNA, 1476 nt
Organism: Fundulus heteroclitus (mummichog)
Lineage: Eukaryota; Metazoa; Chordata; Actinopteri; Cyprinodontiformes; Fundulidae
Gene: psmd13
Product: proteasome 26S subunit, non-ATPase 13
Exons: 13
Coding region: 113-1249 (378 amino acids)
Biological process (GO): ubiquitin-dependent protein catabolic process
Cellular component (GO): cytosol; proteasome regulatory particle, lid subcomplex; nucleus
Molecular function (GO): structural molecule activity
Source: RefSeq, a predicted model, not a curated record
UCUGCGCAGACGCAGAUAGUGUGAACACUGCAGGCUUGUAGGCAUUAGCUGAUACUUUAGCAACACUCAAAAGACUUCUGUUGGGAAACGAGUUUUUAGUUUGGUUUCUACCAUGAAAGAUGUCAGCGGAUACCUCAAACAGCAGCAGAGCAGCAGCUCCACGCCAGAGAUGGCGGCGGAGUGGCACGCUUUGGAGGAAUUCUACAACAAAAGAUUGUGGCAUCAGCUGACGCUGAAGCUGACGGACUUUGUCAAAGAUCCCUUCUUCAAAACAGGGGACGGCCUCAUACAGCUCUAUGAAAAUUUCAUCAGUGACUUUGAACACAGAAUCAACCCCUUGUCUCUGGUUGAGAUCAUCCUCUAUGUUGCCAGACAGAUGUCAGAUCCAAAAGAUGCCAUCACUUUUCUGGAGAAAACCAAAGAGAAGGUGAAAAGCAGCGACGAAGCCGUCAUCCUUUGCAAGACGUCCAUCGGGAGCCUGAAGCUGGAAAUCAGCGAUCUUCCUGCCACCAAGAAACUCAUCGAGGAGGUGGAGGAGAUGUUGAAUAACCUGCCGGGGGUGACGUCGGUCCACGGACGCUUCUACGACCUCUCCAGCAAGUAUUACCGCAUCAUCGGGAACCACGCCUCCUACUACAAGGACGCGCUGCGCUACCUGGGAUGUGUGGACAUCAAAGACCUUCCAGAAACGGAGAAGCAGGAAAGAGCCUUCACACUCGGACUGGCCGGACUCCUCGGGGAGGGAGUUUACAACUUCGGAGAGCUGCUGAUGCAUCCUGUGCUGGAGUCCCUGAGGAACACAGACAAACAGUGGCUCAUCGACACGUUAUACGCCUUCAAUGCUGGGAAUGUGGAGAAGUUCCAGGGCUUCAAGUCUGCCUGGGGGCAGCAGCCGGACCUGGCGACUCAUGAGCCGAAGCUGAUGCAGAAGAUCCAGCUGCUGUGCGUCAUGGAGAUGACGUUCACGCGACCCGCCAACCACCGGCAGCUCACCUUCACAGAGAUCGCUCAGAGCGCCAAGAUCCCCGUUAACGAGGUGGAGCUGCUGGUGAUGAAGGCGCUGUCUGUGGGCCUGAUCAAAGGGAACAUCGACGAGGUGGACCAGAAGGUGCAGAUGACCUGGGUGCAGCCCAGAGUGCUGGACCUGCAGCAGAUUAAAGGCAUGAAGGACCGUUUGGACUCGUGGUGCGGCGACGUUAAGAACAUGACCGUGCUGGUGGAGCAGCAGGCGCACGACAUCCUCACCUGAGCAGGUGUCUCCGUCAGUCCGCAGAGGGGCGGAAUCCCUCCAUCAUUUCUGUUGUUUUUUUUUUUGUCCAUUUUUCUUUUUUUUACUGGCUGUUCUUCCUUCUGUUGCCCUCGUUGUUUAUAUCGGUCUGUAAAUUACACUGUUUUACAAGCAGUUGUGACAUCAUCCUCAGAAAACGACCCAGACGCUGUAAAAAUAAUACUAAUAAAACCUCUUUGUAAAAACGA